UAGGGCGUAGGAGGUGAGGAAAGCACCAUCGGUUCUGGUCGCGCAUACUUUUCAUACUAAAUUGUGAGUGCGUUAUGGUGCGUGUAUGAGAGUGCCUCACCACUCGAUGGAUGGAGUUAUCCUGACCCAGGGCAAAUUGAAUGUGCCUGCCUGAGCGUCAUGACCAAGUUGUCAAGUGGUCCGGGUGGAUUGUUGUCCUCAACGGAAUUGGUUCUGAUAUAUUAUCAAACAUGGCACUAAAGGUAAGAGCUUUGCCUCCAAUAUUGAGGUUGCUGAGUGUAUGCACAACCGAUCUGAAGUGUUUGCAGGUCUAUCUUUGGUCCCUGGCCCUUUUGUGGAUACAUUUCCCCUGUUUGGAGCUUAAAGUACUCCAAGGGUUUCUGAGAACGGGAGAGAAUUGGUCAUUUUUGUCCCGAUUUUGCUUCCUUUCCUUGCAUGGGCGAUUCCAAUAUGAGAUUAGCUACGACGAGGAUUAUGCAGUGCAAAAUAUUGAUCUAUACUAUGAUACACCAACACAAUGGGCACGCGUUUAUGGGGAUGAAUCUCGUCUUAAAACGUGUGCUGAAAAGGAAUCGGUUCUUCAGGUGGAAAACAAUCAGUUCAUCAAUCUCACUACGGACAUGUUGGUGGCGGGCUGCAAGCGACACGUGGCUAAUGUUUCGGGGGCUGUUCCACACAUCAUUUGUAAAGGAACCAGAAACUUCAACACAGCCAGAGAGAGAUGGUGGUUUGUGGCUAUUUCAAACUGUAAUUCGACUAAUGGACUGAGUAUGAACUAUCGAUUUCUAAUGACCAAUGGCUACAAAGGCGAUUUACUGCACUACCAUUUCUCUGCCGAUGAAUUCUACAUCCUUCCCAUUCUAUGUGUAGCUUUUUUCGAACACUUUUUUCUUCUCUUGCUCUCUGUAUGGUCAGCCAUGAUCUUAAAAGGUCGACAAUUGCUUCAUGCAACCUACAAACUCUACUUGCUGUCUCUCUUCCUUCAUAUCUUGGGGAUUUUCCUGCUCACCACACAUUACCUGGUCUAUGCCUUGGAUGGCGUGGGUCUUGAUCGAGCCCAACUGAAUGGCCGCAUGUUAGAGGCCACAUCUGAGAUUAUAUUCAUGACCCUUUUGAUAUUAAUAGCUAAAGGUUACACGGUGACCAGAGCACGGCUUAGGCAGGCUUCAUCCAUCAAGGUGGCGAUUUUCGUCAGUUGCUAUUGCAUCACCUACACGAUCUUAUUCAUCUUCGAGCAGAAAUAUUUUGACCCUGGACAGGUUCUGUACGUUUAUGAAUCACUUGGUGGUUACGGACUAGUGAUCCUUCGAACCAUGGGUUGGUGCAUGUUUAUCUACUCCACGUUCUUCACACUGAAGCACUAUCCUGAGAAGGGUGGAUUCUACUACCCCUUCUUCUCAUUCUACACUUUAUGGUUCAUUGCUGGUCCAUGUAUCAUUAUCAUCUCCAAUCACAUCAUCGCCGAAUGGGUCAGACAGAAAGUGGUGGUAUCCGUGGAACAUUUCGUCGUGUUUCUUGGUCACACUGUGUUCCUCAUUCUCACCCGUCCGAACGCGCACAAUGCGAAUUUCCCAUUCCACGUGCGCACCACACAAAUUGGGAUACUGGAGGCCAUGGCAGCCAACCCCAAUACGGCCAGCAACACCCUUGGACCUCACACUUUGGACAAUUUUAGCCAUGGAGGAUCCUAUGGGGUGACGUCACCUGCUACGGCAACGGAUAUUUUUACUGUCGAUUCAGUGUCUGCGAGAAGAACCAUCCAAAGGAACUCAACCUCCAAUGGAAGGGCACCGCCACCGCCCUAUUCUGUCACUAGUGGAGGGGACUCGCCCAAAUGGUCCAUUCGAGCCCCGGUUGUGGAAAGAAGGCUAAGUUCGAACGGCAAUGUGCCCUCUAAUCAUGCGGAAGAAAACGAAAGCAAUAUUCAUCAGCCUAACGGCUUAGCAACUAUAUUCGAUCCCAAUGCUGGAGAAGAUCUUGAAGAAUGGAAAAGAGACCAAAUCUAAAAAUGGAAUUCAAUCUCUCGCUUCCUCUGUGAUGUACCACUAUUUCUAGAAAAGAUAAAGAAACAAGUAAACGUGUGAUACGAAAACAUCCAACUUGAUUGCUUUGAAUGAUGCGACGUACUUUUAUUGAUUUUUAUCAGAGAAACACAAAUGUCAAAAGCCAAAAAAGCCGAAUUCGAGUAAAUAAUGUAAAUGUCAAUAUACAAUUGCAGCAAUCUACCUUUGUGCUUAAAUUAUUUAUGGCUCUCUAGGCAAGCGAUCAGAUUUCAUGCAAUA
Tigriopus californicus is the source of this 2282-nucleotide messenger RNA. RefSeq names its product transmembrane protein 145-like. The transcript has 5 exons. The record is from RefSeq and is a predicted model, not a curated record. The coding region runs from base 141 to 2006 and encodes 621 amino acids. Gene Ontology annotation, biological process: response to pheromone; G protein-coupled receptor signaling pathway. NCBI's taxonomy places the organism in Eukaryota, Metazoa, Arthropoda, Copepoda, Harpacticoida, Harpacticidae.